Episyrphus balteatus (marmalade hoverfly) is the source of this 399-nucleotide messenger RNA. RefSeq lists its product as uncharacterized. The transcript has a single exon. Lineage: Eukaryota; Metazoa; Arthropoda; Insecta; Diptera; Syrphidae. Bases 1 to 399 code for a protein of 132 amino acids. Gene Ontology annotation, molecular function: DNA binding. Gene Ontology annotation, biological process: DNA transposition; DNA integration. The record is from RefSeq and is a predicted model, not a curated record.
AUGGCAGAAAAAAGAAAAGAAACUGAUAUUGGUACUAGACAACUUAUUUUAAAAUUGCACUUGAAAGGUAAUUCCUUGAGCGAAAUUGAUGGUAUUGUUGGGCGAACACAUUCAACGGUCCAAAAAAUUAUUGAUAAAUAUCGUUUUGAAGGAACGAUCCAUAACAAAGCUGAAAGGGGACGAAAAAAGACUCAACAAGACGAAAGAGUAAUUUUGAGAAAAAUCAAAGAAGACUCCAAAACAAGUGUACCACAGCUGACGUCGGAAAUGGCAACACGUAUCCAGAAACCAGUUUCAACCGAAACUGUUCGACGCGUCCUUCGGAAGAAUGAUGUUAAUGGCAGAGUAGCUAGGAAAAAACCUCUUAUUUCGAAAAGGCGAAAGCGUCUUGACUCUUGA